AUGACAUCACCAGCACCCCCAAAGAGCCUCUCCCAGCAUGCAGCGCUGGCGAGCCCCGGAGACUUGGUCUGCGUUGCCGGUGGAGGCGCAGAGCAGGAGGAGGAGGCUGGUGGCGGUGGCAGCGGCCGCAGCAGCAGCGCUUCGGGUCCUGGCAGGGCAUCUCCCCGCUUGAACCCCGAAGAUUGCAGCCCCGAAGAUGAAUCCGUCCUGAGCAGGGCUGAGAACCAGAUCACCCAUUACAGAGCCCCCCUGAAGAGAUAUGGGUGUGGACAUCUCCUACAGAACUGUUCAUGGUGUGGCUCAUCUCACCAGCAUCUCCGUCCAGUGACAGCAAUGAGAAACCACCCUGACCAGCCUAACCUACCUCACAGGAUUGUUGUGAGGAUAAAAUGGAGAGGAGGAACCAUGCACACUAUCUUCAGCUUUUUGGAGGAAAGGCCUCCUCAAGGUGUGGCUGAAAUUGAAAAGCUGAAGGACACAUUUGCAAGGACCAUCUUUUUCCUCGAAGAGAAAAGCAUGGCCAAGGUGCCUUAUUCCCUAGCAGUUAAAGAGGCUGUAGAACAGGUUGAAAAAGAGGUGGCCCAACUCAAAGCAGGGUUCCAGAUAGAGGCUCACCAGUACAAAUGUUCGUCUUGCAGCACAGUGGACUGUCAGCUGCCCAUAGAUUGCCCGAUUCAGGAUGUACAUAAACUUCAAGGGGAUGUAACUCUUCUCAACUGUGAGGUUAAGUUUCGGCUUCCUUCAGACCCGACGUUCAGAUGGAAAUUUGCCAAAGACACCAGAACAAAGAAGCUUUUCCUUUUCAAAGACCUGAGCUUUGGCUUCAAUCCUUCUCUCCUUAUCCGGCCCACCCUGGAAUCCCAUCGUGGGACAUUUUUCUGCCAGAUUGCAGAGGAAGACGAGGUGCUUGUCAGGAAGUUCUUCUAUCUCAAUGUGACAGAGAAGAGGCUUGCACUAGAGAAAGAGUUGCAAGAGAUGUUCAAAGCCAUCUUGCAUCCCCCACCAAAGUUAGAGCUGGAGGAUGCAAUGGGGAAGGAGGAGGUGCAGACCAGCCUGCCCUCAUUGCCAGAGAUGCCCUCCUUGCAAGAGAUGUUCUACGCACCAGACUCCCUGAGCAAGAAGAAUGUCAUCUUCCUCAUUGUUGGGAUAGCCAUGAGCUCUAUGCUGGUCACCCUGGCAGCAAUGACAAUUUAUCAAUGGGCUACAGACAUCAAACUGUGAAUUGAAAGGAACUUCAUAGAACAUUCUUGUUCUCUUCUCAACUUCUUCCUUUGUUUUGCUGUGCCUUGGUAAUAACUGCAUAAGACAUGCAUAACAAUGACACAGUAAUAUAAUAAAAAAAACUCAUGUCAUAUAUUUGAGCUUCUAGGGACGAGUUGUGACUUUUGCAAUACACACUCAAG
Messenger RNA from Rhineura floridana, 1403 nucleotides. RefSeq names its product sperm acrosome associated 6 (gene SPACA6). The record is from RefSeq and is a predicted model, not a curated record. Gene Ontology annotation, biological process: fusion of sperm to egg plasma membrane involved in single fertilization. The coding region runs from base 1 to 1221 and encodes 406 amino acids. The transcript has 13 exons. Lineage: Eukaryota; Metazoa; Chordata; Lepidosauria; Squamata; Rhineuridae.